AUGGGGAAGACCACGCAGACCACGAAGACCGCGCGGCGAGUGCAGUCUUCCCGAGAUGGAGACUCCAGGCGCCUUCAGGAAGUUCUGCUUCAACGUCCGGCCACAGGCAAAGCUUGCCCGCACUUUGGCAAGCGUGGCGUGGUGGAGUUCUUUGCAGAGCGAGGAGGCGAUGCGCCUUCGGGGGCUGCACGGCCUGCAACUUGGGCACCUCCACGCUUCAACAAAUACGCGGGCUGGGUGGAGUGGCGCAACGCUAUCUUCCUGUGGGUCAAUGCCAUGGGUGGCUCGUUUGACAAUGCCUUUGCCAAAGGAGGCCAACACAUCUCCUGGUACGUUGGUGGUGCAAACCCCACCGAGCGCUCUCCAAUUGUCCAGCGCUUGCUGUCGUUGAAGCGGGAUACGCAAGUGAUCCUUUUCAUCCGACCUCGUGCAACCGAUCCAUAUAUCAACUGCGGACCAUGCAACUAUGUGGCCCACAACCCACGGAAAAAAGGCUUCGAGUUUACCUGGAGCCUCAAGGAUUUCAAUUCCCUCCAGAAAUCAGAGGCGUUUAAAGAGAUCAUGAUGGCGACCCAGCCUGCAAGUGCAGCACGGGCACGAGUCAGGAAAUGGGCCUGA
This is a messenger RNA of Durusdinium trenchii, 618 nucleotides long. Lineage: Eukaryota; Dinophyceae; Suessiales; Symbiodiniaceae. The record is from the annotation of a GenBank genome assembly.